UACACACUUGUUGACUACUCGUAGUGAGACGAUAUGUACACGACAAGCGAUGUUUGCUGGUGACCUCUCCAUAGGAAUCCCUAAUAUUAAAAUUGUAUAUUCUAAAUAUCAUUUUCAACUAAAUUCAAGUUGCUCCUACUCCAUCGGAUGGGAAUCGAUUGCUUUUGAUAAGCGAUAAGAGAUACCAAUGUCGCGCAACAAAGGAGUCAUCAAGAAUGCUGGCACUGACUGGCAAGCUGUCACUAUUGUCCUGACAACAUCGUUUCUGGAGGGCGUCGCCGAUUCCCUUGCCUUUCCUAAAGUUUCUACUGUUCUUGAAAAAUCUGAACGAAUUUCGACGAGGGUUCAAAGAUGCGUCAUCAUCAAUCUAGUGCUAUUUCUGGGCUGCCUGCACCUUUUGGACGGCUACGUUGUCAGCUUUUUCUACUUUAUCCUCAAGACCAUCUGGGGCUGGUCUAGUGGUCAAGGGGACGAGCCAGAAGCAGCCAAACUUCUUCUUCAGUACACAUACAACCUCAUCUGGGUGUACCCAAUCUACUGCUUGAGCUUCAUCCUGAACAGCGUGUGGUACCAAGAUAUAGCAGAAGAUACUUAUAACUUGCUUUUCAACGGAUCCAGCACUCGCGAGAGAGCAAGUACUAAUGUAUCCGUCAUCUCUGCCAUCAGCUCCAAAGCUGCAGAAACUACAAUCAGCUUGUUGCUGGAAACCAUGGUCGCGCUUCUUGUAACCGGUCUGAAUCUGGUACCACACGUGGGACCCACACUCAGUUUCAUCCUGAUGUGUUGGUUGUACGCGCUUUACUGCUUUGAAUUUAAAUGGAGUUCCUUCAGAUGGUCGCUUGAUAAAAGGCUAGCCUUCAUCGAAGACCGCUGGCCAUACUUUCUCGGAUUCGGUUUGCCGUUGAGUUGCGUUACUGUCUUCUCGUCUCGAUUCCUCAGCAGCGGACUGUUUGCGAUACUUUAUCCAGCCUUUCUAAUUUUGGCAACAGCGACCAACCCAGAAGCCCGUUCUUCAGAAUCAAAGGCCCCGUUUAGGAUACCGAUAUUCACACUACCACAGCUGAUCAACAAGUGCUUCUUUUUCUUCUUCAAAUAAAAAUAGCUCAGCCUCGUCUGAGAAGCCGAAGCGCCCUUCAUACCGCUAAGUGAAAAGGUCAUCCCGACGCGCUAGUAAGACUGUAAUCAUUAGAUUAAGUCAGAAUAUAAGCAAUCCUAGAGACUAUGGUAGUGAUAACUGUGCUGAACUGCUAUUACUGUGAAGUUAUAAAAGAUAAAAACACGUGCUAGUCG
Sphaeroforma arctica JP610 is the source of this 1290-nucleotide messenger RNA. RefSeq lists its product as hypothetical. The record is from RefSeq and is a predicted model, not a curated record. The transcript is spliced from 10 exons. Gene Ontology annotation, biological process: macroautophagy. Bases 188 to 1096 code for a protein of 302 amino acids. NCBI's taxonomy places the organism in Eukaryota, Ichthyosporea, Ichthyophonida. Gene Ontology annotation, cellular component: endoplasmic reticulum.